Messenger RNA from Fraxinus pennsylvanica, 5130 nucleotides. NCBI's taxonomy places the organism in Eukaryota, Viridiplantae, Streptophyta, Magnoliopsida, Lamiales, Oleaceae. The record is from the annotation of a GenBank genome assembly.
AUGAAUUUACAGACGCACCUUUCAGGGCAGAUAUCAGGACAGGUUCCAAACCAAGCAGGUACUUCUUUGGCUGGGCUACCGCAGCAAAAAGGAAAUCCCCUGCCUGGACAUAUGCAAAAUCCUGGUGUUAAUCGUAGUGUUAUGAACUUGGAUCCAGAAUUUGGGAAGGCACGCAAAUAUAUGACAGAAAGCAUAUAUGAAUUUCUCAUGCAGCGUCGACAACAAACUCUCGAUGCUCCCCCUAAGAAACUGUUUGACAUAGUAAGACGCUUAGAGGAGAGUCUAUUCAGGAGUGCUAUGACCAAGGAGGAGUAUCUAAACAUGGAAACCUUGGAAAGUCGUUUACACCUGUUGAUUAGACGGAUGAGUAACCACAACCAGCAAUUUUCACAUGCUAAUACUUCCUCUUCAAUUGGUACAAUGAUUCCGACUCCUGGAUUGCCUCAGACAGGGAAUUCAAUCCUGCCAAGAGCUCCGUCAGUCGAUAGUUCUAUCGUUGCUAACAAUGGUGCUUUGGCUAGUGGAUAUCAGCAGUCAUCUACUGGUUUCGCAAUCAGUUCUGGUGGAAAUAGCAUGUUGACAUCCAUGGGUGUACAGAGAAUGACCAGCCAAAUGAUCCCCACUCCUGGAUUUUGUAAUCCAAGUAACGAAGGGAAUAAUAAUGCCAAUAAUCAGUCUUUCUUGAACCCGGACUCAUCUUAUAAUGUCAGUGCAUUUCCAGCUGAAGAAUCUACUAUUGUAUCACAGCCAAUGCAGCAUGCUGGUGGUCAAAAUAGUCGUAUGUUGCAUAAUAUUGAUGGUCAUAUGGAUCGGUCCACAUUGCAGCAAACGUCCUAUGGAUUAUCAAGUGGGUCCUUAAAUGGUGGGCUAGGGGUGAUUGGAAACAAUAUACCUCCAAUGAAUGGUCCGGGAACUUCAGAGGGCUAUUUAAUGGGAACCAUGCAUGGGAACUCCCCAAAACCCUGGCACCAACAUUUCGAUCAGCAUCAGCGACCAGUGAUGCAGGGUGACAGAUAUGAGCUUGGUUCUUCUGAUGCUUCGGGGUCUGGAAACUUGCAUGUUCCUGUAACCUCUGUUGAGUCGGUGAUGAAUGAUCAGAAGUUUAAUGCAGUAUCCGUGCAGUCCAUGCCCAAUGCAAGCCCUCCUUUGAUGGCCAAUCAGUCGAACAUGCAUGCAACUCAACAGUUGAUUAGAAUGAAGCCUCAUUCAACUAAUCAAUCAGAAAAAUUGCACCUUCAAUCGAAUUACUCAGGGAGAGAGAAUGUUGUAAAAUCUCAUCAACCUCGACCAUUUCAGAAGCCUUCAUAUCAAUUUCAGCGCCAGCAACUUGGUCCACAUCAACUCCAACAAAAUCAGCAAAGUCAAAGCCACCAGCUUUUGUUAAAGAAUGAUGAGUCUCAGCUGCCAUCUGAUAUAGGUUCUAAAGUGAAGUCCGAGCCUGGAACAGAGCACCAUGAUGAAAAUCUGCACUCACAAGUCUCCGACCAAUUCCAAUUUUCUGAUAUACAGAAUCAGUUCCCACACAAAACUAUGGAAGACCAUUCUAGAAGUUCUCAGUCUCUUCCACAUACAUCUUACUCACAGGAUGUCUGUUCAUCUGUAGCUCAAACUUCUGAGCAUAUGCAACGAUUUUCGCCACAUCAAUAUGCUCCUAAUUCUCAAAGUGAUUUUAGUGGUUUUUCUGGUAAUGAUCAAUUAGAUUCAACACCGCAUGGUCGGUGGCAUCCCAAGACUCAUGAUGGGUCUCAUAUGGCAGGGGAAUUCCUUCAUGAUCAAAAUGUGCCCGAGAAAUUUCGUCAGAGAAUAACUAGGAACGAUUUAGCUGAGCGAAAUAAUCUCUCCUCAGAGGAAUCAAUGAUUGGUCAACCUGAUGCUACUAAAUCAACAGAGCCUUUCAAUGUGAGUGGGACUGGGUGCAGAUCUGGUAACCUUAAUCGUGAACAGCAGUUCAAGAACCAACAAAAAUGGCUGCUGUUUUUGAGGCACGCUCGUCGAUGUCCUGCUCCAGAAGGGAAAUGUCAAGAUCCUAAUUGCAUAAAUGGUCAGAAACUGUUGAGGCAUAUGGAACAAUGCAAUGUAUUUCAAUGUCCAUAUCCUCGCUGUCGUGCCACAAAAGCUCUAGUUAAUCAUCAUAGGCAUUGUAGGGAUACAAGUUGCCCAGUUUGUGUUCCCGUAAAGAAUUAUGUACAGUUACACCUUAAGGCAUUGGGUCGUGCUGAUCUGGUUUCUGCUCUGCCAAGUUCAGUCAAUGGAUCUUGUAAGUCCUAUAAUACUACUGAAAUAAUUGGUAUGUCGACGCUCAAGAUGAGUCCAGCUAUAGCCGAAAAUCCAGAAGAUUUACAGCCUAAUGGCAAACGCAUAAAGAUUGAGCAUACCUCCCAACCUCAUGUGUCUGAAAGUGAGAGUUCUGCUGUACCAGUUCCUAGCAUAAAUGAACCUCAUUCCAUCAAGGAUUCACAGCAUACUGAAAAUUUUAAUCCUCUUGUGACAAUGGAACCAGAAGUUCCGGAAGUAGAGAUGGAAAUUCCUGUAAGUAAACAAGGAAGUCUUAAGAGCAUUGAGAUGAAAAAUGAGAAUUUGGAUGAUACCCUCCUCCAGAAUAUUGAAGGCUCUACUAUAAAAUUGGAGAAUUCUGUUGUACCGACGGUGCCGGAGGACAUUAAGAUCAAGAAGGAAUUGGACCAGGGUAAACAGAAAAGUACGUCUCUAUUUUCAGAAAAUGCAUCCAAGUCUGGGAAACCAAACAUAAAGGGAGUGUCACUGAUAGAAUUGUUCACUCCUGAGCAAGUCCGAGAUCACAUUACAGGUCUUAGACGGUGGAUUGGCCAGAGCAAAGCAAAAGCAGAAAAGAACCAAGCAAUGGAGCAUUCAAUGAGUGAAAAUUCUUGCCAGUUGUGUGCAGUUGAGAAGCUUACCUUUGAACCACCACCUCUAUAUUGUACGCCUUGUGGUGCUCGCAUAAAAAGAAAUGCGAUGUAUUAUACCAUUGGAGCUGGAGAUGCUCGUCAUUGCUUCUGCAUUCCAUGUUACAAUGAGGUUCGUGGAGACACCAUCAUGGCUGAUAGAACUCCUAUUCCAAAGGCAAGGUUGGAGAAGAAGAAAAAUGAUGAAGAAACUGAAGAAUGGUGGGUUCAAUGUGACAAGUGUGAAGCUUGGCAACAUCAAAUAUGUGCUUUAUUUAAUGGCAGAAGGAAUGAUGGUGGACAAGCUGAGUAUACAUGCCCAAAUUGUUAUAUAGCAGAAGUGGAAAGAGGAGAACGUGUGCCAUUACCACAGAGUGCCGUUCUGGGAGCAAAAGAUUUGCCUAGAACAAUUUUGAGCGAUCACAUUGAGCAGCGAUUGUUUAGACGGUUGAAGCAAGAAAGACUGGAGAGGGCAAGGGCUCAAGGAAGAAAUUAUGAUGAGGUUCCUGGAGCAGAAACACUUGUUGUAAGAGUUGUGUCAUCAGUGGAUAAGAAGUUGGAAGUUAAACCAAGGUUUCUCGAAAUUUUUCAAGAGGAAAACUAUCCAUCAGAGUUUCCAUAUAAAUCUAAGGUGGUAUUAUUAUUUCAGAACAUUGAAGGCGUCGAAGUAUGCCUUUUUGGGAUGUAUGUUCAAGAAUUUGGAUCAGAAUGUCAGCAGCCAAAUCAUCGCCGAGUUUAUCUCUCAUAUCUAGAUUCUGUGAAGUAUUUCAGACCAGACAUCAAAACAGUGACAGGAGAGGCUCUUCGGACAUUUGUUUACCAUGAAAUUUUGAUUGGAUAUUUAGAAUAUUGCAAAUUGCGUGGUUUCACAAGCUGCUAUAUAUGGGCUUGUCCUCCAUUAAAGGGUGAAGACUAUAUUUUAUAUUGCCACCCAGAAAUUCAGAAGACACCAAAAUCUGAUAAACUCAGGGAGUGGUACUUAUCCAUGUUAAGAAAAGCUGCAAAGGAAAAUGUUGUAGUUGAUCUUACUAAUUUAUAUGACCAUUUCUUUGUUUCUACCGGCGAAUGUAAAGCUAAGGUGACUGCAGCACGGUUGCCAUACUUUGAUGGAGAUUACUGGCCUGGUGCUGCAGAGGACAUGAUCUAUCAACUACAACAAGAAGAGGAUGGGAGGAAACAGCACAAGGGAGCUAUGAAAAGAACCAUCAUGAAAAGAGCUUUAAAGGCAUCUGGUCAAACUGAUCUUUCUGGCAAUGCGUCGAGGGACAUCCUGUUAAUGCAUAAACUUGGUGAGACGAUAUCUCCAAUGAAGGAGGACUUUAUCAUGGUUCACUUGCAACAUGCAUGCUCGCACUGCUGCACUCUAAUGGUAUCUGGAGAUAGUUGGGUUUGCAAACAGUGCAAAAACUUUCAGCUUUGCGACAAGUGCUAUGAAUCUGAGCAAAGACGUGAGGACCGAGAUAGACAUCCUAUCAAUCAAAAGGACAAGCAUGUACUGUACUUGGUAGAAAUCAAUGAUGUCACUGUUGAUACCAAAGAUAAAGAUGAGAUUCUUGAGAGUGAAUUCUUUGAUACCAGGCAGGCAUUUCUUAGCCUCUGUCAAGGAAAUCAUUAUCAAUAUGAUACCCUGCGUCGUGCUAAGCAUUCCUCAAUGAUGGUCCUCUACCAUCUUCACAAUCCCACUGCCCCAGCAUUUGUAAUGACAUGUAAUGUAUGUCAACAUGAUAUAGAAGCCGGUCAAGGUUGGCGCUGCGAGACGUGCCCAGAUUAUGAUGUAUGCAAUGCUUGUUAUCAAAAAGAGGGUGGGAUUAAUCAUCCUCAUAAGUUAACUAAUCAAUUAUCCAAUGAACGUAAUGCCCAAAAUAAAGAAGCAAGGGAAUUCCGAGUUCAGCAGCUUAGGAAAAUGCUUGAUCUCCUGGUGCAUGCUUCUCAGUGCCGUUCUCCAAAUUGUCAAUAUCCAAACUGUCGCAAGGUGAAGGCACUUUUCCGCCAUGGUAUGCUCUGCAAAAUACGUGCUUCUGGUGGGUGUGCUCUCUGUAAGAAAAUGUGGUAUCUUCUUCAGAUUCAUUCUCGAGCCUGCAAAGAAUCCCAAUGCACUGUACCGCGCUGCAGAGAUUUGACUGAACACAUUAGAAGGCUGCAACAGCAGUCUGAUUCCCGAAGAAGGGCAGCUGUGAUGGAAAUGAUGAGGCAGCGUGCCGCUGAAGUUUCCGGGAAUUCUGGAUGA